Messenger RNA from Vicia villosa (hairy vetch), 600 nucleotides. RefSeq lists its product as uncharacterized. The transcript has 3 exons. Lineage: Eukaryota; Viridiplantae; Streptophyta; Magnoliopsida; Fabales; Fabaceae. Bases 1 to 600 code for a protein of 199 amino acids. The record is from RefSeq and is a predicted model, not a curated record.
AUGGAAAGGAGAGUGAUUCAAAUGGUAGUAAACAAGGAACUGAUGGAUGUUUGGAACAAACUUGUUCCGCAUAAAGUGUCGGUGCUGAUUUGGAGAAUAUGGCAAAACAAAAUUCCAAGUAGAGAGAAUUUAGUUAAAAGGGGAAUCUUACCACAAUCUCAAGUAUUAUGUCCGUAUGGCUGCUCGUGCGAGGAAAACAUUGCGCACAUUUUUUUCGAGUGUCCGGCAGCGAUAGUUGUAUGGAAUGAGGUGUACCGAUGGCUAGGAUUUUGGUAUGUUUCUCACAAUUCCGCUGUGCAGAAUUUUAUGCAGUUUGCAGGAAUGAGUUGUGGAGGGAGAGUCAAUAAAGAAAGAUUAAUGGUCAUUUGGUUUGCAUGCAUAUGGACAAUUUGGAAACAGAGGAAUGAUAAGGUUUUCAAAACCUCGGAGCAAAGCAACAGAAAUGGUGUGGAAGCAAUUCAGAUACUGUCUUGGAGCUGGAUAAAGUUGAAGGUUGUUAUGUUUGAGGGUUCAACGGUUGUGGGUAUGAAGGAGGGAGUGUCAGCAGUGAAUGAGUUGAAAGAAAACUCACUGCAGAAAGUUGAUGGUGAUGGUGCAUGA